Messenger RNA from Strongyloides ratti, 807 nucleotides. RefSeq lists its product as hypothetical. NCBI's taxonomy places the organism in Eukaryota, Metazoa, Nematoda, Chromadorea, Rhabditida, Strongyloididae. The transcript has a single exon. The coding region runs from base 1 to 807 and encodes 268 amino acids. The record is from RefSeq and is a predicted model, not a curated record.
AUGAUUUCAUGGGAGGAAGAAGUUAAGGCUAGGGAAGCUAAAAUUGCUGAAGAAAGACUUCAGCAAAGGAUUAGAGAUAGAAAAGAAAAAGAACAACAGGCAAUAGAGGAGGAACGUAGACGUAAGGAAGAAGAACAUCAAAGAGAAAUUGAGGCUGAAAAAGAACGUGCUAGACAAGCGGCGUUAGCACAACAAAAACAAAAAGAAAAAACAAUUGCUGAUACUGAUGAAAAUUGGAGAAGGAGGCCUGAUAAUAGUGAUUCUCAAAAAACAGCACCUUCAGUACCAAGAGUUAUUGAACGAAAAAAUAUUCCCAAGUCAAAUCCAUAUGGAAAUGCUAAACCACUUGAGGUUAAAAGAACAACCCCGCUUACUGAUAAUCCUAUGGGUAGUGUAGGAAAAAGAGUUAUUGAAUCUGGAAAUCGUGGUUUUAAUUAUACUAAAAAUAUAAAAACAGAAGCUGAUGUUGAUGAUAAUUGGCGUAAAGGACCUGCACCUUCUUCAGUAUCAAAUUCUUCAAGUUCUGCUCCACGUUCAGGUAACAAUGAACAUCAACAACAAAGUAAUAAUACUGAUAGUGAGGGAUGGAGUAUAAAUUCAAAUAAAAGAGCAUCUUCUGGAAGACAGGAAAACACAACAUCAACAUCCAGCGCCUAUCGUCCACCUCAUAAACAAAUGGAUAGAGGAGAUAAUCGUCGUAGUAACCAAACAUAUGGUAAUAAUACAAAUACACGAAAUAUUGGGUCUAAUCGUAGUAGAAAUAACCAAUCAAACACAGGAGGAAGUGAUUCAAGUAGUUGGCGUUAA